CAUGAUUUGAAAAGAACUUUAAUUAUGGCGUCCUUCAUGGCACAGACGUGAAAUGCCUCAUAUUUACCUGUAUAACAUUUAUUUCAGCACAUAUUCACUUUUAUUGGUGUUAUGGGUGUAAUUAGACAUGUCGUGUGUGCUAUGUCUGGAGGGGUUGACAGUUCUGUCAGUGCAUUGUUACUCAAAAGAAUGGGCUAUCAUGUGACGGGUGUGUUCAUGAAGAACUGGGACUCUCAUGAUGAGAAGGGCGUCUGUUCAUCUGAGAGAGACUGUGAAGAUGCCUAUAAAGUGUGUAAGAUGCUGGAUAUGCCUUUCCACCAGGUCUCGUAUAUUAAGGAAUACUGGCAUGAAGUGUUUAGUAAUCUUCUCAGAGAAUAUGAGAAGGGCAGAACACCAAAUCCAGACAUAAUGUGUAACAAACACAUCAAGUUUAAGCACUUCUAUCAGUAUGCAGUUAAUACUUUAGGUGCCGAUGCCAUAGCAACGGGACACUAUGCCCGGACAUCUCAGGAGGAUGAGGAGGUUUUUCAACAAAAGCACGUUCCAGCUCCCAGAACCCUCUUCAGAGACCGCUUUGAAAUUAGAAAGCCUGUGCGGCUCUAUCAGGGAGCUGACCGCGUCAAAGACCAGACGUUCUUCCUCAGUCAGAUCUCCCAGGAUGCUUUGCGGCACACACUGUUCCCCUUAGCUGGUCUAACCAAAGACUUUGUGAAGAAGAUCGCCGCUGAGGCCAGCUUCCAGCAUGUUCUUAAGAAAAAAGAGAGCAUGGGAAUCUGUUUCAUUGGAGAACGAGAUUUUGAGACCUUUAUUCUUGAGUACUUAGAGCCCAAACCAGGAAACUUUGUUUCCAUUGAAGAUGGGAAGAUCAUGGGGCAGCAUAAAGGCUGGUUCACAUUAACAUUGGGUCAGAGGGCAAGAAUAGGAGGGCAAGAAGACCCUUGGUUUGUAGUUGAUAAAGAUAUCACUACCGGUGAUGUAUUUGUGGGUCCAACCACUAACCACCCAGCACUGUUACGAGACACAUUACAGACAGACCGCUUCCAUUGGAUCGCCGAAGAGCCGCCCGUCGAACUUGUCCACACUCAGAUGAUGGAAUGUCACUUCCGUUUCCAAAACCAGAUGCCUUUGACUCCAUGUACUGUAACUUUGAAUCUUGAUGGGUCGGUGUGGGUAAUGAUGAAAGAGCCAUUGAGGGCAAUAACUCCUGGGCAGUUUGCUGUGCUGUAUAAGGGAGAUGAGUGUUUGGGCAGUGGGAAGAUAAUGCGUCUGGGACCCACAAAAUUCACUCUUCAGAAAGGUCUGAACUGCACGAACUGCCACCCUAAAGACACAAACCACCAACACCCAGAGCCCGUCAGCUGAGACACAGCAGGAAACCAGCACACCUCUGACCUCUGUGGACAAUAACAAGAUCUCAACAGGCUAGUGCUGUGGAAAGAUGCUCUCAGUAUUUACAGACGGGCUGAAAAUAUAGAAACUUUGAUAGAAUUUUUAUUAUGUUUCUUUUUAUUUCAAUUGAAAUUGUCAUUUAUUUGCUAAUAUCGGAUUACUCCUUUAUAUAUAUAUAUAUAUAUAUAUAUAUAUAUAUAUAUAUAUAUGUGUGUGUGUUUAUGGUUUUAGUGCCUUUAUUGUGCACCACAUCCUGAUCUAUGCAAUCUUAAUGUAAAAAGCAAAUAUAACACCACAUGCAUGGUUACGACUGUUAGGAGUUGUUUUCUCUGCCAAUAGAGGGCGGAAGAGCAACAUUUAUAACUGGUGCUGAUGGACAAAUACACUCUUCCUCGAUUUUCAUUAAUUAUGCUACACACAGAAUACUAUAUUAAACAUAAAUUAACAUAUUUAAUCUAUACGUAUAAAGGCAGACAAUUGCAAUAUAUUAUAAUAUCUGUUGAGUCUUUUUGCUUUUAAAAAAGGAUUUAGAAUAAAUGAUUGACCUCGACUAAAUUAUUGACCUAUUUAUAAUAAUAUAAAGAUUUUAAAAAAUAGAAACUUAGGUCUAAUCUAUGUGUGUGUGUGUGUAUAGUGUAUAGUAUCAUAUCGUUUGGGGUUUGGUUUCCUCUUCAGUGAGUUUUUAAAUGCCUGAUAUAACGAUUCAACGAAAUUGUAAAAGAUAUUUAUAAUUAUAAUUAGCAUUUAUUGUAAAUAAAUGUUUGAAGUAAUUAGUUUUCAAAGCAGAGUGAUAUUAUUUUAGAAGAACUACACUUCGAUAUCCUUUGAAUAGAGUCAUGUUUUCACGUUUAGGAGACACCUGAUUGAAUAA
This is a messenger RNA of Pimephales promelas (fathead minnow), 2260 nucleotides long. It is a transcript of the gene trmu, whose product is annotated as tRNA 5-methylaminomethyl-2-thiouridylate methyltransferase. The record is from RefSeq and is a predicted model, not a curated record. Gene Ontology annotation, biological process: tRNA wobble position uridine thiolation. Gene Ontology annotation, molecular function: sulfurtransferase activity. NCBI's taxonomy places the organism in Eukaryota, Metazoa, Chordata, Actinopteri, Cypriniformes, Leuciscidae. Gene Ontology annotation, cellular component: mitochondrion.